Messenger RNA from Cucurbita moschata (crookneck pumpkin), 1223 nucleotides. Its product is annotated as haloacid dehalogenase-like hydrolase domain-containing protein 3. NCBI's taxonomy places the organism in Eukaryota, Viridiplantae, Streptophyta, Magnoliopsida, Cucurbitales, Cucurbitaceae. The coding region runs from base 201 to 992 and encodes 263 amino acids. The record is from RefSeq and is a predicted model, not a curated record. The transcript is spliced from 10 exons.
AUUGGUUAAACAGAAAUGCAUGAUUAGUUGGCAAACAGGCCUCGCAUUGAGUUAAAUACAAUCGGCGGGCGGACGGGUAGAGGAGAGAGAGCUGCAUUCCGGACGGCAUCGGAUAAACCGGAGGGCAAGGGCAACUGCAGGCAACGCAAAUUUCUGGAAGAUUUUUUAACCUAAACCGCCACAACGCGCCAUUGGGGGUGAUGGUAUUGUACAGCAUUAGAUGCUCGCACGGCUGGAGUUUCUUUAGAGCCGUCAAGCCCACCCCCCUUUCUCUCAGAACGAGUAUCCACAAGCCCCGCCUCUGCUCUAACAUGCCAAUACAAAACGUUUAUGGAGGCUCAGUUCAUCGAGUUUAUGAUGCAUUGCUGUUGGAUGCUGGAGGAACGUUAUUGCAGUUGGCAAAGCCAGUUGAAGAGACUUACGCAUCCAUUGGAUCCAAAUAUGGUCUAGUAAGCACUCCUGCUGAUAUAAAGCAAGGAUUUAAGAGGGCAUUUUCUGGUCCAUGGCCUCAAAAGCUUCGUUACCAGGGAGAUGGAAGGCCAUUUUGGAAACUUGUCGUUUCAGAAGCCACUGGUUGUGCUGAUGAUAGUUACUUCGAAGAUGUCUACCAGUACUAUGCAAAUGGUGACGCCUGGCAUCUUCCACCUGGAGCUUAUGCAGCCCUGACCGUUUUGAAAGAUGCUGGAGUAAAGGUGGCUGUUGUGUCCAACUUUGACACUCGCUUAAGGAAGCUGUUGAAGGAUCUAAAUGUGUUAGAUAUGUUUGAUGCUGUCAUAAUUUCGGCAGAAGUUGGUUAUGAAAAACCAGAUGGACAAAUAUUUGAAGCUGCGUUAGAUGAACUCGGAGUGGCAGCGAACAAAGCAGUACAUGUUGGAGAUGAUCAGAAGGCAGACAAGGAGGGGGCAAAUGGUGUCGGAAUAGCUUGCUGGCUAUGGGGAAAAGAUGUGACGACCUUCCAGGACGUUCAAAACCGAAUCCUCAUUUGUUCUUGAAAUGAGGAAAUGGGUAUGAAUCUUGGCUGGUUUCUUUGGAACUCUUUAUACUUGUUUGCAUCAAGCUUAGGUUAAACUAGAAUUCCAAGUACUAUAAUCGGGUAACAUUUGUUCGUGAAACCUCUAUUCAUAGAGUAUACUAAAUUGUCCUAAAUCAUUGGUUUAAAAUUAGUUAUUAGUUAGAUAUUUAACCUUUUAUGGAAGAUAAUACUAAAAAAUAUUGUUAAGCAA